Messenger RNA from Durio zibethinus, 1358 nucleotides. RefSeq lists its product as uncharacterized. Lineage: Eukaryota; Viridiplantae; Streptophyta; Magnoliopsida; Malvales; Malvaceae. Gene Ontology annotation, cellular component: mitochondrial large ribosomal subunit; mitochondrial ribosome. The record is from RefSeq and is a predicted model, not a curated record.
AUCCACUAUAGCAAUUAAAUGGUACAUGGGCCACAGGUGGGUUCAGGUUCGGGACUCCAACUAGGUUUAAUCAACUUCCCCGAAGACCAUUUCUGAUAAAACCCGAAAGCACAGUUGUUUGAUACAAAGCAAAGGCAUUUUUCAAUUUCUGUGAUAAACCCUUAAACCCCAGAAACACCAUGAUCCGAAUCGCGAGAAACCCAAGGCCUCUAACAACUCUGAGUAACCAACUCCUCCAACGCUUCAACGUCAGCGGAACCGCGAAAGGCAAGUCCAAACUCAAAGCCGGCCAACCUUUAAAACGCUCCAAAAUCUCCACUAAAAAAGGCAAGGGCGGUGCUCCUAUCGACGAUUCCCUCCCAAAAGGCGGCCGUAUCCCCGACGAAAGGCAAAGACUUUACGAACAGUGCCUCAAUGCACCCACGCCGGUCCGUCAUCUCUCCCCAAAAGAGCGAGCUCGUGAAUCCGAACGGGAAAAAUUGGGAUUAAUUAGCAAAGAAAGGCAACGAGAAAGGGAGAUUUUGAAGAAAGGAGGAAGACAAGCAAUGGGGGUUCCUGAUGAGCCUAUGAUAAUGGGAACACCUGGGCUGGAUUUGAUUACUCUGGGCCUUGUUGAUGCUGAUAAGAUACCCAAGUACGAUCUGACGGUGGAGGAUGGACGGAGAUUGGCUAAGGAGUAUAGUCGAGUUUUAAUGAGGAAGCAUAGGGCAAGGCAGGCUGCUGAGACUAAUUUGUUGAGAAUGAAAAAGGAGGCGAUUGAGGCAUUGCCGGAGAAGCUUAAGGAGGCGGCUAUGAUACCCGAUUUGACCCCAUUUCCUGCAAAUCGGUUUAUGGCGACUUUGACUCCGCCUAUCGAAGGGUAUAUUGAGAAGGUUAAGGAAGCGGCGAAGCAAAGUUCCGCCAAACAGAAGCUUAGGUGAAGUUUGGGUGAAGCAGGCAGGGAUGAUGCUCACUUAUGAAACUGAUGAUCCAUUAUAUAGCAGCAGUGUAGUGUGAUUUUCUGGAUGGAAGAGGGUUUGAAAAUAGUUUGGUGAAAAUUGAUGAAUGUCCUACUUUCUAGUUCAACAUUGAAACUGCCUUCUUCAUGGUUUGUUGUAACUGGUAAUCCAAGCAUAGUCAAGUUACAAUGAUGCUUUUUGAUAAUUGCAUGCAAUAAUCUGAUGGCUCAAAUUGAAGUCUUUGUUAUUGUUGUUGUUUUUUACUGGAUUUCACCUUGGUUUUUUCCAGAAUAGAAGCUUUAGAAUUUUCUUGUGGAAGGCAUGGGACUGGAUUUGUAUCAUCAACUUCAACCUUGUUGAAUGUUGAUUGUGCUUGUGUGUAUUUUUGGUUGUUACCUAGUUUUACUUUUUUUUUUUUUU